Odontomachus brunneus is the source of this 1280-nucleotide messenger RNA. Its product is annotated as odorant receptor Or2-like. The coding region runs from base 1 to 1203 and encodes 400 amino acids. The transcript has 7 exons. Gene Ontology annotation, molecular function: odorant binding; olfactory receptor activity. NCBI's taxonomy places the organism in Eukaryota, Metazoa, Arthropoda, Insecta, Hymenoptera, Formicidae. Gene Ontology annotation, biological process: detection of chemical stimulus involved in sensory perception of smell; sensory perception of smell. The record is from RefSeq and is a predicted model, not a curated record. Gene Ontology annotation, cellular component: plasma membrane.
AUGAGCGUUAAAAAAGAUUUGCGUUUCACGUUUGCCUUGAGUCACCAAUGGCUGCGGUUACUAGGCGUAUGGCCUGAUCCUCAUACUUCUUUAAGUGAUAUUCGCCGGCCCAAGUUAAGAUUUAUGAUUGUGGUGUGUAUUCUAAGCAUUUAUGUGUUCAUGCCGCAAUUCUUGAAUGUGAUACAUUCCUGGGGUAACGUGGGUUUAAUGGUGAAACACGUUGCUUCUGCUAACUACAGUUUAAUGGCAUUGUGCAAGCUGAUUGUCACCUGGUAUCACGGUGAAACACUUCGCACACUGAUGACAUCAGUUGCGGCCGACUGGACAACUGCAAAGGAAACCUGGAAACAAAACACGAUGUUGAAGAUCGCUAGACGUGGAAGAAAUAUGUCUCUCAGAUGUUAUAUAAGCACUACGUUUACAAUCACGUUCUACUUUUUCGCUAAUCUACUGAAGUUCCACCGAAACAUGCAUCAACCUGUCGGUCAACGAAAGCUCGUCUAUCAUUUUGACUACUAUAUCAGUCAAAAAAGCCCAAACUACGAAAUUACAUAUUUUAUUCAAAUGUUUGGCGGAAUAUAUACGGCCUUUAUUUGUUCCACUAUUGACAGCUUCGUCCCAAUGCUCCUGUUACACAUAUCCGCGCAGCUGAUAAAUCUGCGUGUGACGCUCAACAAAUUGGUGAAGAAAUUAGCAGAAAAGUCUAUAUCCUCCUUAACGUUUAAAAAAGACCUGGCUGCAAUUAUCGUGCGACACGAAGAACUUAUUAGGAACGCUGGAACAAUUGAAAACUGUUACAGUAUAGUGUUAUUAGGGUACAUGGUAGCUGCUACUUUUCAGAUGUGCUUCGAGUGCUUUCAGUUUUUCACGAUUAUGACUGCCAAAAAUGUUAAUAUUUCCGUUAUUGAAAUAAGCUUUCUUGCGUUUUAUUUCGUGGUUGUGCUGGUACACUUAUAUUUUUAUUGCUACUCAGCUGAAAGAUUGAUGGCGGAGAGUACUAAUAUAGCGUAUGGCGUAUACGAAUGCCAAUGGUACGAUUUGCCGUCGAAAGACGCGAAAGACUUGAUGUUUACAGUGUAUCGAUCUAGGAUUCCACUUAGAUUGACAGCUGGGAAAUUCAGUAUUUUUUCGUUAGAGAUGUUUGGAAUGAUGGUGAAGACGUCAAUGGGAUACUUAUCUAUGUUACUGACAAUGAGCAAUUAAAAGAAAUAAUGUUGGAAGAGAUAACAUAUUAAUUCGACAUAACUGAUCGCCAUGUCGUUUAUGAUAAAUGACUGAAU